GGCGGGGGCGGGGGUGGGGCAGACAGGUCGAAGGUGAAGUGAGUUCUAAGUGAACGAAGCAGGUCCGGGCUGAGGCCAGGGAGAGAUGGUGCUGCGUUCUGCAUCCUGACUCAGAGGAUUUUUAACAGCCUUCAUCUCAUCCGAAAUGACUGCAACCGAUUAUCAUUGUUAUUCGGAGUUUUUCCAGAGACAGGUCCUCGCCUGUUUCCUUACAAACCCACACUAUGGCAGCCUCAUUAAUGCAGAUGGCCAUGCUGAAGUGUGGACGGAUUGGAAUGAUAUGUCCAAGUUUUUCCAGUAUGGAUGGAGAUGCAACACUAAUGAAGAUGCCUAUUCAAACCGUACCCUGAUGGGCAACUGGAACCAGGAAAGAUAUGACCUAAAGAAUAUCGUGCAGCCAAAACCCUUGCCUUCCCAGUUUGGACACUACUUUGAAACAACAUAUGAUACAAGCUACAACAACAGAAGGCCACUUUCAACCCAUAGGUUUAAGCGAGAGCCUCACUGGUUCCCAGGACAUCAACCUGAGCUGGUUCCUCCUCCAUACAAAUGCACAGAAAAGUCAACUUACAUGACUAGUUAUUCAAAGCCUCAAACUGAUCAUCACUCUGUGUGUGUGUGUAAUCCUAGUAACUGCCAGUUUCAGAGUCCAUGAUUCUAAGAAAGAAUAAGUUUCGUUUUUCCAGCGUAGAAUGUAGGAGGGAGCCCAUUUUAAGCACAACUAAGAAUUUAGCUGACUGUAGCACAGUUUUACUGUCUGAAUAAAUAAAGCCCAACAAAUUUUCUCUACCCCCACUCUUUUAAACCAAGAUUUAAAUGUCAAAUUUAAGUUAAGUAUAUUUACUCUUACUCUACAUUACGAGUGUUGUAGGACAGCAUUGAAAAGAGUUAUUUCUUUCAAAUCUACAACCACUCUGCUCUUCCCUGCCUUGUGUGAGGGGCAGAGCUGCAAAAUCCAUCCUGACUUAGGCUACAUUUGGCUAGAUGCUUUCUGGAUGUGAGCCUGGUAGUCAUGGUCAGAUAAGUUAUAUUUACUGUCUUCUAAUGCAUAUCCCCUCUUAAGGACUAGAAGAAGAAAUAUAACUAUUUUUAUUAAUAUGGAAAAUUUGAAACAUAAAAAACUAGACAGAAUAGUAUAAUGAACUAGCAUGUACCAUUACCCAGCUUCAACAAUCAAUGACUAAUCUUAUCUAUCCCUAUUUACUUUCUCUAUUUUUAAAUUUUUCUCUGAAAUUAUAUAAUUUAAUCUAAAUAUUUCAGUUUAUAUCUCAAAAAGAUAAAAGACUGUCAAAUUUUGACUCCCUGACAAAGAUCGCCAAAGAAAACUGCUGAUCAGACAAAGCUGAGUUGUUUAUUAAACCUGUGACAAGGAAGAACCUCAUCUUGACACAAUCUUGGUAAUGAUUCAGAAAGGUGAUGUUAGGGUAGGAUACUUUUAGGAAUUUGGGAUGACUCAGCUGGUUUAAGAUGGGUCUUUCGUUGUGAGGAACUGGCUACAAUUGAGAAAAAGAUUGUGAAUAGUUUAGGGUUGGUGAACACUCAGAGGCAAUGGUCUUAACAUCAGUACUUUCCUUUUUUUUUUUUUUUUUUAAAUCUAUUUAAGAUGACAAUGUAAUAUAUGGGAACUGUCUCCCAUAUAUUACCUCCCAAAUCUUCAUUAUUUUUUGAAACAGGUAUGAAUAUGGAAUUUAUGUUAUACAUGAUGUUGGGUAGUGACUAAGUUUUGUUUAUUUCUGUAUGGCUAUCCAGUUGUCCCAAUAUUAGUUAUGAAAAAGACCAUCCUUUCUUCACUGCUCUUCAGAGCCAUUUUUAAUAUAAAUCACCUAUCUGUGUAUACUUGGGUAUGUUUCUGGGCUCUCUAUUAUAUUCCAUUAGCCUAACCGUUGUUUUUUAUUUAAUCCCAUCUUAGCUAUAAUGCCUUAAUUACCUCACUAUCUUAAUUAUGAUAAUUGUAUAAGUCUUAACAUCCAGUAGAUCAAAUCAUUUUACUUUGUGUUUCUGCAAGAGCGUCUUAGCGAUUUUUGACGCUUUGCAUUUCCAUGUAAAUUUUAGAAUCAAUUUGCCAAGUUCCACAAAAAAGAUAGGAUGUUGAUGGAAAUUGCAUUGUAUUGUUUGAUCAGCUAUAGAAUUUGAAUUAUUAUCUCUUGCUAAUAUUAAUAAUUCAUUGGUGUACAUUUUCCAGUAUGAAUAUUUUAUAGACACAUGUUUUAAGUUUAUAUGUUAUGUGUCUGUCCUACUCCCUAGGUAUCCAGUGCAUUUUUUAUUGUGAUAAAAUAUAACAUAAAAUGUACCAUUUUAACUUUU
Messenger RNA from Bubalus bubalis (water buffalo), 2304 nucleotides. It is a transcript of the gene CFAP68, whose product is annotated as chromosome 16 C11orf1 homolog. The record is from RefSeq and is a predicted model, not a curated record. Bases 146 to 655 code for a protein of 169 amino acids. The transcript is spliced from 4 exons. Gene Ontology annotation, cellular component: nucleus. NCBI's taxonomy places the organism in Eukaryota, Metazoa, Chordata, Mammalia, Artiodactyla, Bovidae.